AUGUUGCGCCGCCGCACGGGCAAAGACGACGCCUCGUCCGACGGCAAGAAACGGGACUCCCAGCCACAAACAGAGGAGGAACGCCUUCGCGCGGAGUUUGACGGUGCCAAAGUCAAGCAGCUGGUCGUUCAUCCACAACGUCGAAGCAAACGUCGAAAUGGUUUUAUCUUCAUGCUAGGCGGCCUGUUCGGCAUCUUCAUCGCAGUGUUCUUCGCGAACCAGCAAGAGGUUAUUAGCUUGGAGUCGCUAUUAGAUUUGAACCUCGAUUCUUUGAUCGAUGUCAUUCCACAGGGGAUCAUGCGUGACGCGAGAGAGUUUACGCAACACGAACGCGAUGCUGUCAAUUACGAUUCGUUCGCGAUCGGCCUGCACCUCCGAUCCCAAGGCAUCGAAGCCAAACACCCCGUCGUCAUGAUCCCGGGAGUUAUCUCUACAGGCCUCGAGAGUUGGGGAACUGGAGAUUCCUCACGCCAAUACUUCCGCCGGAGAUUGUGGGGCAGCUGGAGCAUGAUGCGGGCACUGGUUAUGGACAAGGCAGAAUGGAAGAAUCACGUAAUGCUUGAUCGUGAAACUGGCUUGGAUCCACCCGGUAUCAAGCUACGUGCGGCACAGGGUUUCGAUGCGACCGAUUUCUUUAUCACGGGAUACUGGAUCUGGAAUAAGAUCCUGGAAAACCUGGCGACAAUUGGAUAUGAUCCAACAAAUGCUUUCACAGCUGCAUAUGAUUGGCGACUUUCAUACCCGAACCUGGAGGUUCGCGAUAAGUACUUCAGCCGACUCAAGUCCUACAUUGAAACUGCAGUGCUGGUGCAAGGCGAGAAGAUCACUUUGACUUCGCACAGUAUGGGAUCACAGGUCGUAUUAUACUUCUUUAAGUGGGUGGAAAGCGAAGAUCAUGGGAAGGGCGGUAAGGACUGGGUCAACAAGCACAUCGAUUCCUGGAUUAACAUCAGUGGGUGUAUGCUUGGCGCCGUCAAAGGCUUGACAGCCGUGCUUUCGGGAGAAAUGCGCGACACGGCGCAACUAAAUGCCUUUGCCGUAUAUGGACUUGAAAAAUUCCUGUCCAAAGAAGAGCGAGCUGAAAUCUUCCGCGCUAUGCCAGGUAUUUCCAGCAUGUUGCCCAAGGGCGGCGAAGCCGUAUGGGGCAACGCGACCUGGGCACCGGAUGACCAACCGGGCCAGGCAACGAGUUUUGGCAACUUGCUGAACUUCCGCGAGACCAACUCAUCUUGGACGAAGCGCAACCUUACUGCGCCCGAGAGUUUGGAUUAUCUACUGGAUCAAAGCGAAGACUGGUACCGUAAGCAGGUUCUAGGGAGCUACUCGCACGGUGUCGCACACACCGCAGCCGAAGUCGAGGCCAAUGAGAAAGACCCGCGCACAUGGCUUAACCCGCUUGAAACUCGUUUGCCCUAUGCUCCAGACAUGAAGAUAUACUGCUUCUACGGCGUGGGCAAGCCCACCGAGCGCAGCUACUGGUACCAGGAGGAGCCCGACCCGCUCGUCAACCUCAAUGUCAGCAUUGAUACCACCGUCACCAUAGAUGAAAAGGUUGACCAUGGUGUCAACAUGGGUGAGGGUGAUGGCACAGUGAACUUACUUAGCACGGGCUAUAUGUGUGCCAAGGGCUGGCGCAUGAAACGGUAUAACCCAGCUGGUUCAAAGAUUAAGGUCUUUGAGAUGCCACACGAGCCGGACCGCUUUUCACCUCGCGGAGGACCUAAUACGGGUGAUCACGUUGAUAUUCUUGGUCGGGCCUCAUUGAAUGACCUUAUCCUCCGUGUAGCCGGUGGCAAAGGAGAUGAUAUUGAGGAGACCUUUGUGUCUAACAUCCGCGAGUAUGCGGAACGUGUACAGAUCUUUGACGAUAAAUAG
Molecule: messenger RNA, 1875 nt
Organism: Penicillium verhagenii
Lineage: Eukaryota; Fungi; Ascomycota; Eurotiomycetes; Eurotiales; Aspergillaceae
Product: phospholipid:diacylglycerol acyltransferase
Exons: 3
Coding region: 1-1875 (624 amino acids)
Biological process (GO): triglyceride biosynthetic process; lipid storage
Cellular component (GO): cytoplasm; perinuclear endoplasmic reticulum
Molecular function (GO): phospholipid:diacylglycerol acyltransferase activity
Source: RefSeq, a predicted model, not a curated record